AUGGACAAGGUGAGGUAUUCCAUUAAUACUCCAAUUGGAUACAGUAAAUCGCCAGUUCAACUAUUAAGAAAGACGUUUCCGUACACGCCCAAUUUGAGCGCGUCGUCGGCCAUUGCAAACCAUUCAGAGUUAAACGCUACAGAUGUUGAUCAUGCCGCUGUGGUAUUCAAACUUGAAAAGCUCCCGGUGGAAGUUCUUGAGCUAGUGGUUGCCCAGCUAUCGCAAUUCGACUGUUUGAGUCUCAUGAGAGCAGGAAGCAAGAAAAUCCUCGCGCUUUGCCAACAUCGGCUUUACCGAAACCUUGAAAUUGAUACCAAUUUCAACAUAUUCGAUACAGAAUUAUCCACCGUCGAUAAAACUUAUAUCAACAGCGCGUUCAAUUUGAAGAAAUUUUUAAACGUCUUCAACAAGUUGCCCGUUGUGCCGCACGUUUAUUCAUUCAAGUGCAUAAAUCUACCAGACUCGCUCAACAUCUACGACCACGAUUUGAACUCUUCCAUCACUCGCUUGUUUACUCGACUUGAGCAUUUGCAAACGUUGGUUUGGCUCAAUGACAACUUUAGGCUAGAUUACUUGUACAGCCUACCGGCAAAGGAGAAGGUUACAACCUUGAUUUUAAACAUCAAAUUUAGCAACUACCCCAAGGAGUUGAACAACAAUGGAAACGCAGGCGAUCCGGGGUACAGAGCCGCGAACAUAGCCGAUGAAGAUUUCUCGUCGUUGAAGUUUCCAAAUUUAAAAAAUUUCCAAAUCAAGCCGUUUGUAAACUCGGCAAAGUUGUUGAAAUUGGUUAACAAUUUUUUGAUCAAUUCCAAUGAUGCGGCCCUUGUGAGUAACAACUUGGAGUCACUAGCUUUCACGGGGCUGCGGCAAUUUAUAAGCAACGGCAGGGUGGACCGAAGGGAUAGCCAGUACGGCUGGGAGAUUUACAACAUCUUUAACAAGAGCCAGCUUGAGAGGUUGACCAAUUUGACUUGCCUUUCACUUUCUGACCUACCAUUCACGGACAAGGAAGGAUUGAGUUUGAAAAAAUAUAUUGAUUUGUCAAAGUUGAAAUUUUUGGAACUCAGAAGUGGUAAAGCUUGGGCAAGUAGUAGCAAUGGAGGUGGUGGUCGACUCAAGAAAACUUUGAUGUCAGUGAUUACGCCAUGUUUGCGUGAUUUGCAGGAAUUGUCGCUUCAUGUACCGAUGGAGCGGAAAGAGUUGUUGAAUAUAAUUCAGUCUGUUCCGCUUUUGAAAAGCUUGGAUUUGACUGUAUAUGUUGAGGAUCCGUACGAGGACGAUAUUGAUGAUGUAGGUGGUAAUACUGAUGGGUAUGGGUGGGACGCGGACAGUAUUCCACUAUUCAUGGACAGUGUCACCGACGAGAUCCAAAAGCGCCACAGACGCACCUUGAUGAAAUUGGCCAUCAAAACCAACCCAACUUGUAUGUUUGAAGGGGGAAAGGCUGGUCAUGUGGAAACAAUGCAAGAAUUUUAUGCCAAUUUGCAAACUUUGAAUUUAUCAAGGUUGAGCAUGGAAGCUUAUCCUAAUAAUUCUGAGCCAGGGAGAGAUUUUUUGGGUGAAUUACUUGAAACUCAGAAAAAUUUGGAGUUUUUAGAAUUGAAAGGACCGGGACAAGGGUGGACUCCAAACUUGGGGUUGGGGAUGGUGCAUCCUACAGUAUUUGAUAAAUGGUAUAAAGUACAGCACGUUGCUCUUUAUUAUCUCAAGUUCAAUGGCAACAUAAAGUACAUUAGCGUGGAUAAUGAAUGUUUAUUUCAAAACAACCUGACACUGGCGCUGGAAUUGUCGGUGAUGCCAAGAAACGAUGGGCUACGAGGUUGGUUCCAACUGCAAGUUCGCUGUGAAGCUACCUUGGGUCAGUGA
Lodderomyces beijingensis is the source of this 1869-nucleotide messenger RNA. Lineage: Eukaryota; Fungi; Ascomycota; Pichiomycetes; Serinales; Debaryomycetaceae. The record is from the annotation of a GenBank genome assembly.